AAAUUACCAAAACCUGAUGAACAAGGAAGACCAGAUUGUUGUAGUCCAGUGUAUCGGUGACGAGAAGGGGAUGAAGAAGGAGAAAACAAGGAAGAGGAAGAGGAGUGGGAAGAAGAAGAGGAAGGAGAAAGCAGAAAAAACCCAACACAAAAAGAAGAUACACAAGAAGAAGCACAAGAAAUCUAAACGACUCCAAGCCCACACAAGCAAGAAGAAGGAGGAGGCGCAGAAUGAUGAGAAGAGAACGGAGAGAACCAAGAAGAGAGUCAGGAAGGAACAGAAGAAGGAUGAAGAGGAGGUAGAGGUGGUAGCUGAGGUUGUCAGUGAGGUGGAUAGUAAGGUGGUGAGUGAAGAAGUGAAUGCGGAUGGUGCUGUGGUUGAAGAGGUGGUUGAGGAGGGGGUGGAGAAGAGGGAUGAUAGUGAAGGGGAGAAGAGAGAGAAGGUGAAAGAACCGAUACCUAGUGUAGAAGAGGAACCUGCUUUGGAUUUAGAUGAUGAAGUACCUCGAAAGUUUGAGAAAUUUGUUCCUAUCUUUAAAACAGAGAAAAAGAGACAUCUACCAAAAAUAGUGAUAGAUCUUGACCAAGAAGAACCAAUCAAUUCCGAACCAGCUCAAAACCCCAUAUCUCCCUCACCCAUCCACUUCUCCCCUCAAAGCCCUUCUCCAAGCCCCUGUCUUCCUCUAAACCCUCCAAUUCCAGCCUCUCCAAGCCCCAAAACCCCCACCAGCCCACUCCCAAACCUCAACCUCGAUCUGGAUGACAUCUCAGAUGACGAAUUCUCCACCCCCAAUCUAACCCUCCACCUCACAAUCUCAGUCAUCCUCACCAUCAUCAUCUGCACAUUCAUCGCUGGCCACUAAUCUUCCCUAGUUUUCCCACUCAGAAUAAAGUUUUCAAUAUCUUA
Molecule: messenger RNA, 906 nt
Organism: Moneuplotes crassus
Lineage: Eukaryota; Ciliophora; Spirotrichea; Euplotida; Euplotidae
Source: the annotation of a GenBank genome assembly